This is a messenger RNA of Entamoeba histolytica HM-1:IMSS, 558 nucleotides long. Its product is annotated as vacuolar sorting protein 29. NCBI's taxonomy places the organism in Eukaryota, Evosea, Mastigamoebida, Endamoebidae. Gene Ontology annotation, cellular component: retromer complex; endosome. The coding region runs from base 1 to 558 and encodes 185 amino acids. The transcript has 2 exons. The record is from RefSeq and is a predicted model, not a curated record. Gene Ontology annotation, biological process: retrograde transport, endosome to Golgi; intracellular protein transport.
AUGCUUGUACUUGUUAUUGGAGAUUUUCAUGUUCCACAUAGGAGUGCUGCUAUUCCACAAGUAUUUCUUGAUCGAUUAAAUACUGGAAGAAUUCAAACAGUUCUUUGUACAGGGAAUCUUUGUGGAAAAGAAACAUAUGAUAUUUUGAGAACUCUUGCACGUGAAGUUCAUGUUGUUAAAGGAGAUUUUGAUGAGAUGCAAGGACUUAAUGAAACUGAAGUAAUUAAAAUAGGAAAUUUCAAAAUUGGAUUAAUGCAUGGUCAUCAAGUUAUCCCUUGGGGAGAUCGUGAAGCACUUGCUAUUUAUCAAAGACAACUUGAUGUUGAUAUUUUAAUUACUGGUCAUACCCAUAAAUUAGAAACAAAAGAAGUUGGUGGGAAAUAUUUCCUUAAUCCAGGUAGUGCUACUGGUGCUUAUUCUCCUUUAGUAGACAAUCCAGUCCCUUCUUUUAUGUUACUUGAAAUUAAUGAUUCAGAAUUAACCAUUUAUGAAUAUACCUUAGUUGAUGGUUCUGUUAAAUGUGAAAGAGUUGAUUUCAAUAAGAAACAACAACAAUAA